This is a messenger RNA of Trichomycterus rosablanca, 2212 nucleotides long. It is a transcript of the gene syt17, whose product is annotated as synaptotagmin XVII. The record is from RefSeq and is a predicted model, not a curated record. The transcript has 10 exons. The coding region runs from base 225 to 1649 and encodes 474 amino acids. Gene Ontology annotation, molecular function: clathrin binding; syntaxin binding; phosphatidylserine binding. Gene Ontology annotation, biological process: synaptic vesicle endocytosis; regulation of dopamine secretion; regulation of calcium ion-dependent exocytosis. Lineage: Eukaryota; Metazoa; Chordata; Actinopteri; Siluriformes; Trichomycteridae. Gene Ontology annotation, cellular component: exocytic vesicle; plasma membrane.
CCAUGUUCCACCCACAGGCAGCAGCUCGUUGCCACACAUCCUUUCUAAUUACUGCUUAUAUUAUACAGAAGACUGCUUGUGCUGUUCCGAAUCAUGCAAGACUCUGUACCUGUGAAGGACCAGCGGAGGAAACAAUGGCACUAAGAGCCUGAGGGUGACUGAUCCAGAGAGCACCAUGUCGCUCUGGAUGGAAAGUAAGACAGCGAGGAGAGACUGAGGACAGGAUGGCGUACACACAGUUGGAACCCGUCAGUGAGGGUCUUCUGUCCACACUGACAGAUUUCCUGCUGUGCCGCCGGUCAUGCCGCUCAUGUUGGCAGUGGUGUUGGGAAUGUGCUUGCUGUCAGCCCAGCGAUGAGGAACUGGAGAUUCUUGGGCCCUUUCCUGCACAGACUCCCUCCUGGCUUGUACACGACUGUAACGAUGAGAAAGAUUCAAACUUUCACUGCAUGGGUUCGGAUCACAUCCCUCCAGACAACCACUACAGCAGCAGUCCCGGGUGUACCAGCCCGAGCAGCAGGUGCUCCAGCUCCGAGAACUCCAGAUCCACCUUCAGCCUGGCGCGCCAGCUCUCCAGUCUGGACUCACGACGGCCCAGCUCCCCUCUGGUGGACACCAAGCCUGUUGAAUUCUGGGCCAUGUCUCCCAGGAAGGAGGCGGUGCAGCCUCUCAGAAAACCCGCGCCUCCUCCGGACGACUACUUCCGCAAGCUGGAGCCGCGACUGUACUCGACGGGGUCCGUCGGGGAGGACGUGGACUCGCUGAGCGACGAGGAGCUGGUGCUGCGCUAUCAGCUCGGCCUGCUGCACUUCAGCAUGCAGUACGACCUCGUGCGCGGCCAGCUGAGCGUCCGGGUGAUCGAGGCGCGGGACCUGCCUCCUCCCGGCGCCGGCAUGGCGCACUCCAACCCCUACGUGAAGAUGAGCCUGCUGCCCGACCACAAGAACUCGCGGCAGACCGGGGUCAAGAGGAAGACGCAGAAUCCGGUGUUCGAGGAGCGCUUCACCUUCGAGCUGCCCUUCCUGGAGGCCCAGCGCCGGACGCUGCUGCUCUCGGUGCUGGACUUCGACAAGUUUUCGCGGCACUGUGUCAUCGGCAAGGUGACGCUCUCGCUUAGCGAGGUGGACCUGGUGAAGGGCGGGCACUGGUGGAAAGCCCUCGUGCCCAGUUCUCAGAAUGAGGUGGAACUGGGUGAACUGCUGCUGUCCCUAAACUAUCUGCCGAGCGCCGGCAGGCUCAACGUAGACGUCAUCAGGGCCAAACAGCUGCUCCAGACCGACAUGUGCCAGGGCUCAGAUCCCUUCGUGAAGGUGCAGUUGGUGUCUGGAUUAAAGCUGGUGAAGACAAAGAAGACGUCCUGUAUGAGGGGGACUAUCGACCCCUACUAUAACGAGUCCUUCAGCUUCCGGGUCCCUCAUGAGGAACUGAGUGAAGUCAGCCUCGUGUUCACAGUGUACGGCCACAACGUGAAGAGCAGCAACGACUUCGUGGGACGCAUCGUCAUCGGUCAGUUCUCCACCGGGCCAGCGGAGACCACGCACUGGCGGCGUUUACUGCGCUCCCAGCGUACGCCGGUGGAACAGUGGCACAGCCUCCGAUCUCGCGCCGAGUGUGACCGCGUCUCACCCGCCUCGCUGGAGGUCACGUGAUGCUCAAAAGGAGGCGGAGGUGGCAGGAGAGCCGGAGCGUUGUGGGUGGAACUUACAUGUGAGUGAGAGCGGUGGGUUUCGACUCAUCCGCCUGCUUCAGUGUUUGCAGACCCUGGACCAACGAUGGACCUAAAGGCCUCUGAGUGUUUUUCCCUCAACGCUGCAGAGCAGAAGGUUGCAUUUUCACUUUAUCACAUUGAUAUUAUUGUACAGGAGCUCAAUAACCUCACCGUCUCCGUCUCAGCUCAGGCCGGGAACCCAUGUCCUUACUUUUAUUUAUCUGAUUUAACCGUCAGUGUGAAGUCGUUGGAAAUCAAACCAAAAAUUAUGAUUUUCUUUUCUGUUUCAUGCUUUUGUUUCACACCAGGACCACCAGAGUUUUACAUUUUAAACACAUUUCACUGAAUGAAUCCGGCUCAGACGUGUUUGGUGUCUGGCCUGCAAGGAAGAAGCUUCAGCUUUUAUCAGCCACAUAUAUGGGCCAAAGAAUAAAACCUGUAUGAAUGUUGUAAUACUGAAUUACCCUUGACUUCUACAAUUAUAACAGGUUCUCCAAGUGGUUA